GGACGGGUGGGGCGAGGACUGGGCUGAGCAGCCGCCAAGGUUUUCCUGCCCCGGGGACGCUGGCUGCGCUCAGGAUCUACCUGGAGCCAUUUCCCCAAAAUCCAACUGUUAAACCUGCCCAGGAACAAGGAUGGGGCUCUCUCCCCAGCCUUCGUGUGUUGACUUGGGGAUGAUGUGGACCUGGGGACUGUGGACAUUUCCUCUGCUCUGCAAACUCAGCCUGGCAGCUCUGCCAGCUAAGCCGGAGAACAUUUCUUGCAUCUACUACUAUAGGAAAAAUUUAACUUGCACUUGGAGUCCAGGGAAGGAAACCAGUCAUACCCAGUACACAGUUAAGAGAACUUACUCUUAUGGAAGAAAAAGUGAAAAUUGUACAACCAAUAGUUCUACAAGUGAAAAUCGUGCUUCGUGCUCUUUUUUUCCUCCACGUGUAACAAACGUAGAUAAUUGCACCAUUGAAGUGGAAGCUCAAAAUGCAGAUGGUGUAAUUAAAUCUGAUAUGACAUAUUGGAACUUAGAUGCUAUAGCGAAAACCGAACCACCUGGGAUUCUCAGUGUGAAACCAGUUUUGGGUAUCAAACGAAUGAUUCAAAUAAAAUGGAAAAGGCCUGAGUUAGCACCUGUUUCAUCUGAUUUAAAAUACACACUUCGAUUCAGGACAGUCAAUAGUACCCGCUGGAUGAAAGUCAACUUCACUGAUAACUGUUCCAAUACAGACCAAACCUACAACCUCACAGGGCUGCAGGCUUUUACGGAAUAUGUCAUAGCUCUGCGAUGUGUGGCCGAGGAGUCAAGGUUCUGGAGCGCCUGGAGCCAGGAAGAAAUGGGAACAACUGAGGAGGAAGCUCCAUAUGGCCUGGAUCUGUGGAGAAUCUUGAGACCAGCUGAGGCAGAUGGAAGGAGGCCAGUGUGGUUGCUAUGGAAGAAUGCAAGAGGAGCCCCAGUCCUGGAGAAAACACUUGGCUACAGCAUAUGGUACUUUCCAGAAAACAACACUAAUCUCACAGAGGCAAUGAACACUACCAACCGGCAGCUUGAACUGCAUUUGGGAGGCGAGACCUAUUCGGUGUCUGUGAUGGCAUAUAAUUCUCUUGGCAAGUCUCAGGUAGCCACCCUGAGAAUUCCGGCUAUUCAUGAAAAGUCAUUUUGGUGCAUUGAGGUCGUGCAGGCCUGCCUUGCUCAGGACCAGCUGGUGGUGGAGUGGCAAAGCUCUGAUCCGGCGGUGGACACAUGGAUGGUUGAGUGGUUCCCAGAUUUGGACUCAGAGCCCUCUGCUGUUUCCUGGGAAUCUGUGUCUCAGGCCACGAACUGGACAAUCCAGCAAGAUAAAUUGAAACCUUUCUGGUGCUAUAACAUCUCUGUGUAUCCAGUGUUGCAAGACCGAGUGGGCGAGCCGUAUUCCAUUCAGGCUUAUGCCAAAGAGGGCGUUCCAACAGAAGGUCCUGUGACCAAGGUGGAGGACAUUGGUGUGAAGACAGUCACGAUCACAUGGAAAGAGAUUCCCAAGAGUCAGAGAAAUGGUAUCAUCAGUAACUAUACCAUAUUUUGCCAAGCUGAAGAUGGAAAAGAAUUCUCCAAGACAGUCAACUCCAGCAUGCUGCAGUAUGGCCUGGAGUCCCUGGCACGAAAGACCUCUUACACUGUUCAGGUCAUGGCCAGCACCAGUGCUGGGGGAGCCAACGGGACAACGAUAAAGUUCAAGACAUUGUCAAUCAGUGUCUUUGAGAUGUUCCUUAUAACCUCUCUGACUGGAGGAGGGCUUCUUAUUCUCAUCAUCCUGACGGUGGCAUAUAGUCUCAAAAAACCCAACAAAUUGACUCACCUGUGUUGGCCCAAUGUCCCCAAUCCUGCCGAAAGUAGUAUAGCCACAUGGCGUGGAGAUGAUUUGAAGGAUAAACUAAAUCUGAAGGAAUUUGAUGACUCUGUGAACCUGGAAGAAGAUAGGAUCCUAAAACCAUAUUCUACCCCCAGUGACCUUAUUGACAAGUUGGUGGUGAACUUUGAGAAUUUUCUGGAAGACGUUUCUAUAGAGGAAGCUGAAAAGAGUCAGGAAAACAUUUUGGGAGGGGAAAAGAAUGAGUACAUGAGCUCUCCCUACAGGCUUGACUCUCCCCCAGGGAAGAGUUUUGAGGAGUCCCUGGUUUCCACUGAGUUACCUCCCAGAAAAUCACAACACCUGUGUUUGAGAAUGCCAGACAUGACCUGCUCAGAAGCCAAAGAGCAACUUCUCUUUUCUGGUCCGAGUUUAGGGCCAGACCGUCUCUGUGAGGAAGGAGCAUCAAAUCCAUAUUUGAAAAAUUCAGUGACAACCAGAGAAUUUCUUGUGUCUGAAAGACUGCCAGAGCACACCAAGAGAAGUCUAAAUGCCACCGUGGCAUGAGACCCUUGGAGCCUCAGUGUGGACGACCCUUCCCUAGAGAAUAUACCAAGACUUGGCACAAAGUGCUUCCAUGGCCCCUCCCCACCGUCCCCCUGCCCCCGAGCUGCUAGCUGAGCAUGGCUGGCACACAUGUGAACUGGUGCUGGAAGAAGGAGGGAUGGGAAGAAGCCCCAGCGCUUUGUAGAGGAAAAGCAAUUUAUUUUCUUGUGUUCAGACAGCAGGCUGUCACCAAGGCCUCCUGACAGAUUGACUUGGAAGGACGAGCCCAGGUUCUGAACCCAAAGGAGUCCUGAGGUGGACAUACCUGGCUCCCCAGAAAUUGGGUGGUGGUCACAGCCUCUGCUGGGGCUCCUCCACAGAGUUCCAGGAGGGCCUUUGCCUGUCACCAGAGGAUGAUUGUUUAGUUGGUCCUUGGGUGGUCUGGUGGGAGCCUGGGCUCUGGGCUUCCCCUCUGAGGCAGCCCUGAAAUUUUACUCUCCCCACACAGAGGGGCCAGAAAUGGAGUGGACCUUCCUAAGGGUGUGCCUGAGGCUGCUCCUAAUGCUUGUUAAAUCUCAAGUGUCUGCAGCAGCACUGCACCCUGGACUCCUCACCCCAGUUUACAGCACAGUGACUGCUAACAAAUCAAGGAAGGAGGGAGGGUCUCAGAGGGGCCCCAGGGAGCGGACCCUGCCGGGUGCAGGUCUGCCAGUCUCCAGGCCACCUCCCAGCUCUGCUCCCCUCCCAUCUUGCCCCUGAGCCUGGGAGUAGAAAGGCCCCAGACGUGGCAGUGGCUGUUGUACAGAGACUCUGGCCCCUCACGCUGGCUCAGGGCCCAGGAAUGCUUACUGAGCGUACCCUUAAGAGGCCUCUUCCCAGAAGUAGCUGAGCAGGCCUGGGAACAUGCAGUGUUUAGCAACUUUGCUUCUCCAACACAAGGAUUCCUGCUCCUUUGCUUCAGCUAAGCCCGAAGCUCGUGACAGUGGAGCCUUUUGAGCACGUGCCGAUUGCAGGAGUCAGCCACGGAGACCUGGGGUGCAGCUGGCUCUGGGCUCCUACGGUGACCACAUCCACGGCGUCAGCACUGGCGGAGGUCACUGGGCGCCAGGGGGGAGAUCAGGGGCAGGCGAGGUGACGAGUGAGCGGCCCGAGGUGCAAUGACCCAGCAUUUGCCUGCCAGGAAGACUGAUGGUAUUUUUUCUAGGAGAAUUACAGAAGUCAGUACUUGUGUCCCAGGCAUGAACUUUCACAAGCCACCAACUCAGUUGUGCAAAACAUCACUUUAUUUUCCUAUAAACAAAAUUAAUUUCUAGCCCAAAACCCUGACACUUGGAAGUAACCUCAGCCCAGUUUGGUGAUUUUGGGGUUGCUUCGGGUUUAUAACUCAGUCCCAUUUGGGACUUUGACCUCCCCUGUCCUACCUGGAACUGGUUCUGAGGCCAGAGGACGUUCAAUGGUGUGGCAUUCGUGGGGCAGAGCCAGCCACUCAGUGGAGUCCUCUGGCAUCCUGUGUUCAUUCAGCCAUGGGUUUGUCACUGGUCUCGUGUAUGUGCCUUGGCCCUACCUGUCCCUGUUGGGUCACCUGUCACUCGUCUAAGCCCAUUGCCGCCUCCUAACUGUGGGCACAGGAAGGUGUGGCUGCUGUCCCGAAGCUCCUUCCUCAUUACAUCUAAAUGAGGGUCGGUCCUCACUAAAUUUCAAGUGGCUUCACCCCUGCCCCCACUCGUCAGCCCUGGUUUACAGGAUGGUGACUGCAGAUACCUCAAGGAAUGAGGGAGACCUGAGGCAGGGCACUGGGGAACGGACCUAGGUCAGCCCUCCUGUCCCUUUGUCCUGCACCCAAUCCUGGGUGUAGAAAGGGACCAAACCGAAGGCUGCCCUGAUCCCUACUCUCCCGCUGCCUCCGUGUGCUGGGCACGUCUGUGAGCCUGCUGUCCUAGAGUUCCAGACGGGGCCCUGUCCACCUUUGGAUUUGGGAACUUAUGGGGAGGUUCUAGCUUUGCCUCCUGUCUUGGCCCAAGGACGGGGGAGGCACAGGUACCCCAACAACUGUUCUCUCUCCCUGUUGGCCCUCUGCCCACCUCCAGCUGGGGGGACCUUCUCACGUCCUAUGGGAGGUGAGGGAGAGGAGAGAACCUGGAAUGAGUCCUCCCUGAUUGUCCGUCUCACACCUGGAUGAGGCUGGAGAACCUAAAACCCAAGAAUUCAAUGGCUGGAGAUGGAGAAAGGGUCCCGACUGUCUCCCGUGAAUGUGUUGCCCCCCAGCCCCCAUCAUGGAAGCGGGAAUGUCUUUUGUGUUUAGCUGAGGGACGAACGCCCCCUCGCCCCUCCUGUGCCAUUUCUCCUCCUUCUCUCCCUUCCCUCUUUUCUCUGUCUUCUGCAUCUCUUUCUGCUCAUUUUUUAACUCUUCCUUUUAUUUCUUGUUUCUUUUCAUUCCUUUCUCCCCCGGCCAUUGGCCUCCUUUGAUCAUUUUCCAUAUUUACUUUUGCUGACUUAGAGGGGUGGGAAGAUGACGCUCUCUGUUCUGUUCCAGAUGGGCCCGAGGUGGCUUCGCAGGAGCCGUGUUUCCUGCCAGCCAGAGGAGCAGCUCCCAGGAGCCCCGCAGCCCAUGGGGGCCUCACCCCUGGCCCUCCAGGGCAGGCUCACGGGACACAGGGCUCUGUCCCCACCCCCAGUCCCCACUCCCGAGCCCCAGGCUGCCCCUGUGGCUGGGGAAGGCCACCUGUAUUUUCUGUUUACUGUCAGAGACCCUGUGAGAACACAAACAGGAAGCCUUGUGUUUAGCAGGGUCAUUAAAAAUAGAUAAAAUGUCCAUGAAAGAGUUUUCUGAGGCUCUGGGAACCAUGUAAACAACUAGGUUAGUGCCCUAUUAGUGGCCUUUCUUUUACAAUAAUAGCAGCAAACUUUAAAAGAAUGGCAGAGAAGCCAAUCUGUGGUUUUAAAAAAACCUUUCCUUCUGGUGUCUUAGGCGGCAGCAGAGUGAAAACACUGUGGGGGGGGGGGAUUGGAGAAGGCGGCAGGUGGGACAGGGGAGGCCUCCAGCCUGGAUCCCCUGGGGCUCCCUGCGCUCCUCCCUGUGUGCCGGGCAAGCCUGUGCUGGUCGCCAGACCCCCCAGUCUGAUUCCGGCCCCCCCUAGUUGCUGCUGCUGCUGCCUGUGGGCCAAAUGCGGGCUGUGAGCUACAAGCGAUAUUGACAUUUUUAAAUGGUUGAAAACAAAAUCAAAGGAAGAAUAACAUUUUGUGAUUUCAGUGUCCACAAACAAAGCCUAAUUAGAACCCAGCCAUGCCCGCUAUUUAUGUAUCAUCUAUGGCUGCUUGCCCCCCACCCCCACAAGGCUGAGGAGCUGCAACUGGGAGAGUUUGUCCCACAAAGCCUAAAAUGUUCACCAUUUGGCCCUUUGCAGAAAAGUUUAUGGCCACCUGCUGUAGCCCACAGACGGGAGGCUCAGGCCGCACUAUGUUUUAACUUUGAAUUUGCUGCUAAUUAAAAACAAACAGGAUAUGUCAUUCUGGAAUUCCCCAACGGAAUACUGCCCUCUUUAGAAGAACACCCACUCUCCGGCCCCCACAGCCCUCCUAAGGUCCCGUCCCCUUCGCAUAGUCAAGGUGGAGAGCUGGGGGCUGUUUAUCGCUUACGCCAGUAGUUUUCAACCACGGUGACUUUGCUUCCCAUCCCACAAGCCACAGAUGUUUGGCAAAUGUCUAGAGAUAGUUUUGAUUGUCAGAACUGGGAAGGUGCUACUGGCAUCUAGUGGGUAAAGGCUGGCAAUGCCGCUGUCAUCCUACAGUGCACAGGACAGCAGCCCUCACAGCAAAGAACUGUCUGCCUGAAAAUGUCAGCAGGACUGAGGCUGAGAAAUCCCUCCCUGAACUAACCUCUGCCCACCGCGUUUGCACGGGUGAGACUCAGCAUCUGUAGAUGACUCCAGGUGUCUCUCUCUCUUUUUUUUAAAUUUACAAUUUGUUUGGGGCUCAACUUUACAACAACAAUCCCAAGAGCUCUAAAUACCAAUUAUUUAUACCAUUCUUAAUUCACUCUCGAUAUGAGCUCUGUGUACCUAUAUACUUUCUCACCUAAUUCCAAGUCAUACGUUGACUACAUUGUGUUCUGUCUUUACUUUCAAUUAUUUCAUAUAUAAAAUUCUUGCAGGAAAACGGCAUUUUGAAUGGCCAUACAGAACACAGUGUGCCUCUAUUGCGUGGUUUGCUAAGGCCUCCCAAUACUCCCUUCGGAUUGUGCACAAAACAUCUUUGUAUAAAAUUUUAUUUUCUCACCUUUGUCCUAUCUGCUUGGGGCUGUUUCCAAAAGGGGAAUUGCUGGGUUAAAGUUUCCUGGUUAUUCUCACAUAUUGCAUGACUGCAUCCCAAAAAAGGCUAUCUGAUUUAUAACAUCAUCAGAGAUCUAUGAGGGAUCCUUUGCCCUUUUCCACUGAUAAUCAGCUGUUUACUACUAUAAACUCGAUUUUGUCAGUUUAUUGGGAAUAGUUAAUAAAACCUUGUAGUUAUUUGUGUCGCUCUAAUCCUUGUGAAGCUAAACUUUUGCCCUCUGUAUUUUACGAUCUCCAUUUCCCUUAUGUUACAGAACCUUCU
Lemur catta (Ring-tailed lemur) is the source of this 6949-nucleotide messenger RNA. It is a transcript of the gene IL31RA, whose product is annotated as interleukin 31 receptor A. Lineage: Eukaryota; Metazoa; Chordata; Mammalia; Primates; Lemuridae. Gene Ontology annotation, molecular function: cytokine binding; cytokine receptor activity. Gene Ontology annotation, cellular component: external side of plasma membrane; signaling receptor complex. Gene Ontology annotation, biological process: cytokine-mediated signaling pathway. Bases 131 to 2380 code for a protein of 749 amino acids. The record is from RefSeq and is a predicted model, not a curated record. The transcript is spliced from 16 exons.